UCUGCAUGUCUGCGUGAUCUCCGCCUAUAAAAGCUCAUCUGUCACGUGGGUGCUACAGUCAGUGGCCUGCAGAGGAGCUCAAGUGUGUGUCAGAGAAAAAGGAAACAGCAGACUGCACUCGGCCUUCCUCAGCUGCUGAGCCUUCCCAUCAUAAACUGUAAUCAUGUCCAGAAACCUGCUGAGGAAUCCCAGUGGGGAAGAGCAGCUGGAAUUCUGGGAGCUGACGGAGAACGGUGGCAGCCAGUGGAAGGUGGAGGAAAUGCCGGGAGACUGUGGUCACGACUUCUGCAUGGACGGAGUGGCUAAAUACUUUGCAACCUCCUUUGAGUUGUGUCUGAAGAGGCAGGUGAUCGACCUGUUAGCGGAGGGUUACACCUCUGACCAGCUGGACGCUCAGCCUGCUGUCAGCGUGGAGGACUGGUAUUGCGCCAGGACAGACUGCGGCUGCACCUACGAGCUGACUGUGAGUCUGCUGGACGAGAACCAGGAAGUCUUACAGGAGUUCAAACCUGAGCCGGUGACCCUGGACCCCGACAGUGACGACUGUUCAUGGAAACAGGUCAGCCAUACUUUCUCUGACUACGGCCCUGGAAUGCGUUUCAUCUCCUUUGAACACGGAGGACAAGAUGCCAAGUUCUGGGAUGGUUGGUAUGGAGUCCGAGUGACCGGGAGCUCUGUUACUGUUGAGGUCUGAACAAGAGAAAGGAACCAAGGAAUACAGUAAGGAGGAGGAGAACAUUUAGCUAGACCAAACAUGAGAGCUUCACAGUGUCAGUUCUGAGGUAUCCAGAGGACCAGCUUUGCCUUAUGCUUCUGUAUUCAGUGCAUUUUGCUGUUCGUGCUGUGGAGACAUGCAGCUGUUAUUAGGAUUGUAGUUACACAUCUGUAAAACGACACGACACACUUUGGCUUUACUAACCUGAAAAUACUUAAAACUCCUGCUUGCAACCAGUCAUUAACUGUAAUCUGUUGACUACUACCUCUGCAGUGACACAUCCUGGGGUUAAACUGGGUGGUUUGUUUUGGUGGUUGGGGUGCUGAAAGUGAUCACAUGUUUUAACUUUCACAUGGAAAAUAAAAUGAAAUAAAUUGAACUGUUCAUACAGAA
Acanthochromis polyacanthus (spiny chromis) is the source of this 1108-nucleotide messenger RNA. RefSeq names its product F-box protein 2 (gene fbxo2). The coding region runs from base 164 to 694 and encodes 176 amino acids. The transcript is spliced from 6 exons. Gene Ontology annotation, molecular function: ubiquitin protein ligase activity. The record is from RefSeq and is a predicted model, not a curated record. NCBI's taxonomy places the organism in Eukaryota, Metazoa, Chordata, Actinopteri, Pomacentridae. Gene Ontology annotation, biological process: glycoprotein catabolic process; SCF-dependent proteasomal ubiquitin-dependent protein catabolic process. Gene Ontology annotation, cellular component: SCF ubiquitin ligase complex; cytoplasm.